UGCGCGUCGUAACGCGGUGACGUGGUGGUCAGCGGGGCUCGGGCCUGUUUGUUUCACCCACCCGUGCGGUCGGUCGGUCGGUCAGCGGCGAGGCGGCUUCAGGGGCCAGCGGGGAACGGACGGACGGGAGAGGCGGCGCGGCCUUCACCACACGCACGGAAAGCCAGAGCGGGAGGCAGGAUGCUGAACAUGUGGAAGAUGAGGGAGCUGGUGGAUAAAGCCACAAAUGUGGUUAUGAAUUAUUCAGAGAUCGAGUCUAAGGUUCGAGAAGCAACCAAUGAUGAUCCAUGGGGACCUUCAGGGCAGCUAAUGGGAGAGAUCGCCAAGUCUACGUUUAUGUAUGAGCAGUUUCCUGAUGUUAUGAACAUGCUUUGGACUCGAAUGUUGAAAGACAAUAAAAAGAAUUGGAGGAGGGUCUAUAAGUCCUUGCUUCUUCUAGCUUACCUCAUAAGGAAUGGGUCAGAGCGAGUGGUUACCAGUUCCAGAGAACACAUUUAUGAUUUGCGGUCAAUGGAAAACUACCACUUCAUAGAUGAAAAUGGGAAGGACCAAGGAAUAAACGUCAGACAGAAGGUGAAAGAAAUGGUCGACUUUGUCCAGGAUGACGAUCGCCUCAGAGAAGAGCGAAAAAAAGCCAAGAGAAACAAAGACAAAUAUAUUGGAGUUUCCUCAGACAGUUUGGGAAGCUUCAAAUACAGUGAUCGGUAUGAUCCGGAGCCCAAAUCCAGAUGGGAUGAUGACUGGGAAAAGAGCAACAAGGGUACUUUCCCCUUCAGUGAAAAGUUAGGCGAAAUCAGUGACAAGAUUGGGAGCACAAUCGAUGACACAAUCAACAAGUUCAGGAAGAAAGACAAAGAUGACUCGCCAGAAAGCGAUAGUGAAGAAGAGAGAAGGACCAGAAAUGGGAAGGCUGGAAAAUCUGAAUACAAAGAUGAAGAAGAGACAGUGACGACCAAAUCAAUCCACAUCACGCAGGCCACAGAGACAACCACCACACGGCACAAACGCUCUGGAAUUCCCUCCAAAACUGUUGACCUGGGUGCAGCAGCACAUUACACAGGAGACAAUUCCACCCCAGACCUAAAUUCUACUACAAAGUCUGCUGAGAAGGCAUCAGAAGCAAACAUAGUUAACAGUAAAUCACAGAAUGACCUGGUAGAUCUACUAUUUGACACAGGAUUUGGAUCCACUCAAGCUGCUUCCUCGGGUGGAUCUGCUGAUCAAUUUGGAGGAUUUGCAGACUUCAGUUCAGUAGGAUCGAGUAGCUUCCCUGUGAGCCAAGGUACAGUGACCAGCGGCAAUGGUGAGUUUGGGGAGUGGAGCACGUUCAACCAGGUCCAGCCCUCACCCGGAGAAUCCAACAACCUGCAGAGUGCCCCUGUCCAGCCCUUUGUUGCUGGUUCAAUGGACUUCUUCGACAUUAUGGGUGGCACCUCACAGUCCACCAUGACCUCAUCCCAAAGCAUGAACUUUGCAAUGUCAACCAGUAGUACUAUAGCUGCCACCAGUACCUCCAUGCCCAUCUCUAGAUCUCAGCCUUUGCAGAUAUUCUCUGCUCCUUUGCCGAAGCCUAAUGCUGCAACUGCCUCCGCACAGAUUAUGCAACAUAACCAGAAAGGAGACAAGCCAGGUUUGCCUUCUACCUGGUCAGAUCCGAGUGUCAACAUCAGUCUGGACUUUCUCACACCUGGCAUGCAACCUCCCAAACCCCAGCAGCCAUCACUGAACACCAUGAUGCAGCAGCAGCAAGGUGUCCAGCAGCCAGUGAACCUUGUGGCUCAGAGCUUUGCAGGCAUGUCCGUCAACUCGCUGAGCAACACAGUGCCUCCACGAUCUCCAGUGGGAAGCAAUGUGCCAGUAGGUAUGGGAAUGCAAAACAUGAUGGGGAUAAAUCCCAUGGGAACACCUCAAGGCAAUGUGAUGAACCAAGGAAUGAUGGGAGCGAGCUUGGGGAUGGCUCCAGCUGGUAUGGCCAUGACUGGUAGCAUGGGAAUGGGUCUUCCUGGCAUGGGUGUGAAUGCUGGCAUUUCGGGAAUAGUCCAACCCAAGCAAGAUGCCUUUGCCAAUUUUGCCAACUUCAGUAAAUGAGAAGGUUAUGAAGACUCCAUUAAAUAGAAGGUGUGAAGGCUGCACAAAAUAGUACUUGAAGCACGUGAAGAUAGGUUGUCUUACAUUUUUAUAGCUGUAAAGAACAAGUUUUGUGAAGAAUUUGGCAUAUUUUGUAUUGGGGGAGAAAUCCAAUGUUUGGCAAGAUCUGUGCUGUGAAGAUGUGUCUUUUUUCCUAAUGGAGGAUCUUUCAAUAAAAAUUCCCUUCAUUGGCAUCUUGUUUGAGAGAAACACCUAAAAGCCUUUUUAUGUCAAUGAAUUUUAACUCUAUUGAAAUCACAGAGCAGGGAGGAUGAAACGGGUUGGGCAAAGCUGUUCAUAUCAGAUAAUUUUUGUACCUAUCUCUCUUCAUGGCCUUUAAUUCAGGUCCCCGAAAAUCAUUCAAACCCAGAAUAAUCAUAAUGUUUUUUGUUCAUUCUUUACCUCCUAUCUGGACACAAUCAGUCUCUUGUAGCAAUGUGAUAAUCAGCUUGUAUAUAUCCUUUAUGUAACAAAUGAAUGGAAUUAUAAAAAAAAGGCUACUACGUAAAGGUACCAAAAAUGUAGCCUAUUUACUGGAAUGUAAAUAGUUAGUUGGGUGAUAUGUUCCAGUACUAAUGGAGGAAAGAAAUUCUUUCUAUCAUGAAGAUGUUUUUACUUUUUAAAAAAUAGGGUGGAAGUUCAGCAAUUUGUUUCUUCCUUUCCACCUCCCCCAACCUUAUUCUGCUUUCUUGGAUGGUCACUGUUCUGUGCUGAAAGCUUAAGUUUCAGCUCUGCAUUUCCUUUGCACUGGUGAGACUCAGACCCCACAAUGGAGAGGAGGAAAGGACUGGGCAGAUCACAUUGGGGUGCGUGUGUGCACAGGUGGUGAGGGGUGACCUUAACCCAGCUUAUCACCUUCUCCACCCAAUAUGCACGCACAAGUAUUUGUGUGUGUGUAUAUAAUACACACCACCGCAUACAAAGUUCUUUUAGUUUCCCCUUGAAUCCUGCAAACGUGCAAUAUACAGUACAUUCCUCUGCUCUUAGCGGACCCUGGCUUUAACAAACCUUCCCUGGUUUCGCAGCACAAGAACAGAGCAGGUGAAAAGACACCAUUUCUUCCUAAAUCUGUUAUGUUGUGGUCCUUUUCUCUCUCCCUCUCUCUUGUUAAGAAGAUUUUUCUUUUGUCUUGCUGACUGGUAAAUCAUGACAAUGUUCUGUAAUGUAAAGCCAUGUUAUCUGCUUGUUGGAUGGGAACUUCGCUAAGAAUAAACAUUAUCUGAUAGUGCUGCAAAACUCACAUCCUCCACUUACUGCUUUUUGUUUUAUUUUCCAACAACCAAGAUUUUUUCCAAUUGUACUCAUGAUCUGUUAUGUAUUAAAACAAACUAUUCAUUAAAAUCUGUUACUUAAAAUUG
This is a messenger RNA of Callorhinchus milii (elephant shark), 3485 nucleotides long. It is a transcript of the gene clint1a, whose product is annotated as clathrin interactor 1a. Gene Ontology annotation, cellular component: endosome; clathrin vesicle coat; plasma membrane. Bases 181 to 2088 code for a protein of 635 amino acids. Lineage: Eukaryota; Metazoa; Chordata; Chondrichthyes; Chimaeriformes; Callorhinchidae. Gene Ontology annotation, biological process: endocytosis. The record is from RefSeq and is a predicted model, not a curated record. Gene Ontology annotation, molecular function: clathrin binding; phospholipid binding. The transcript has 12 exons.